Messenger RNA from Scylla paramamosain (green mud crab), 5227 nucleotides. RefSeq lists its product as uncharacterized. The transcript has 5 exons. Lineage: Eukaryota; Metazoa; Arthropoda; Malacostraca; Decapoda; Portunidae. Bases 16 to 885 code for a protein of 289 amino acids. The record is from RefSeq and is a predicted model, not a curated record.
AUUGGUGAUUAUUUUAUGUUUGUUUUCCUUUUUUCAGGUGAGUCACGAGUGAAAAUUGGAGGGACAAGAACAAGAAGAGUCUCUGAAUAUCUGAGCCGCGGCCUGCGUAUUACCAAGGUGGACGUGCCGAGCCCUGUGGUGGUGGGGGAGGGCGGCUGGCUGGUGUGUGAGUUCGUUGAAGAGGGUCAGAGUGUUUACGCCCUCAAGUGGUACCUGGGACUGGACGAGUUUUACCGCUGGACACCUGCCGAGAGCCCCCCCGUGAAGACCUUCCCGGUAGAUGGCAACCCACUGCGGGUGGACAAAAACGCCUCCAGUCGCGGCCGAGUCAAGAUCCACGACGUGAGGCUUGGGGCUGCCGGUGUGUUCCGCUGCGAGGUGUCCGGAGAGGCCCCGCACUUCCACACUGAGUCAGGUGUGGCAGAGAUGAAGGUCGUUGACCUGCCUGACAAGAAGCCGCUGAUCACCGGGGUGCAGGGCAGCUACCAGAUGCACGAGGACGUGAUCGUGAACUGCUCGUCGCCUCGCUCGCUGCCGCCCGCCACACUCACCUUCUAUGUCAACGAUGAGCAGGCCGAUCCAUCAUGGGUGAUGCAGUACCCGACUUACGAAGACCCUGAGAGUGGCCUGGAGACAUCCAUACUGGGUCUACGGUUCCCCUUGAGGCCGAGGCUACUUCGAGGGGGCAUAGCUGAAGUCAAGUGCACCGCCUCCAUUCUCAACAAGUACUGGGAGAGCAGUGUGGUGUCUGUGUAUAGUGACAUGCCCUAUCAUGCUUCCAUCAUGGAGGGACGCGCCGCCACGGGCACAGGGUGUUUGGCGGCAACCUCCAGCACGGCCACCCCUCUUUUGCUGGUGUUACUCCUACUGCUGCUGCUGCGCUAGACACUCCCACGCCCAGAGGAAGAGUCACCGGGAAGCCCUGGAUCCUAUCGUUCGCCAAGGGAGUGUGUUGCUUUAGUUGGAUGGAAGCUUCUCCUACACUAAUUUAUGUCCACACCGAAAUAUAUUGCGCGUGCUUAGGAAGGACGACCGUGUUUCCUCGACGAGUGAAGUCUGCUCAGCGUGUCGAGAACGCUUUAAUUCUAGUAUGGCAAGGCGACAGAGCACGAGAUAUUUGAUCUGCUCUCUGCUUCUAAUUCAAGUGUUUCCGAAAAUGAUGAAAUCCAGAUCUGAUGAAUACUGUGAUUUCCACAAUAUAGAGGAAGACAGACAUCGAUCGCUGUGUUGUGUCGCAAUGUGGAAACGCUCCCUAGUCAGGCUUAUAGUGCAGCAGGAGCACCGGUGUUGAGGUGGGGUCGUGUACGUACUCACAGACUUGUGCCUCAGGACGCAGUGGCCGAGAUGAGACACCCCAGGGACGCUAUGGAAGAUGCGCUGUGCUGAAGGUGUCUUCUGUGCUGGGAAUUUUAGCAUAAAUGUAUUGUCGCCAUAGGUUACCUUAUUCUCUCUGAAGUCAACCUUUCGGUUCCCAUGGUAUCUGCGAGUCUGUGGCGUGAUGUAAAUAUGUAGUGGAGUUCUGGAAAACAUAAUAAUGAGCGUGGACAUGAGGGCCGCACCUACGGCAGCCGUGAAGGUGCGAGGGUGUGCGGACAAAACGUGCCUCAAAACAUAUUACCAGCAUGACAGCCAGGUGAGAAGUGACGGGCAGCGCCAGCGGGGCAUGAUUGUGAGGGCCGCCUGCUUCUUCAAAUGGACGCUCUGAAAAUAAUGAACUGUUUCAAGAUUUCUGUGGGUUUUAGAUAUAUUGGAAAAUGCAUCACUAGUUAUCAUGCUUUAAAAGGGAUCGUCUUUUAUCAUGUGCAUUAAUUCAGUAAGCCAUUAAUCAGUAACAAUACGGUAACAGAGUAAGGAGGAGAGCCACUAACAAGGCUGCUCUAAGUGACCAUCCCGCGGCGCCUCAAGGCAUUAGUAGGCUGUUCGUGCACCCGGACGCCGCCACCAUGCUUCCCGCACUCUCGGGGUCAUCCUGCAGUUCACGAAAAGGAAAGACUGAUGAGUGUGGCCUAACAAGAUGGAGGGUCAGGAUGGCAUUGCAGGUUGUGUCAACACACACCAGGAACACAGUACAUCUGCUGCGCGGGAACAACAGUAAGUCAUGUCGGGUCCAUUUAUUAGAAUCCUGGAGUUGUUAGUGAUGUCAAUUUUGUUACAUUAAUAGGUACGCAAAAAGAGAAAAAAAGCUUACUCGUAUUUAAAAUUUUUAUUUUGAAGCACAGGUGAGAGUAUGAAAAUGAUGAAUGAGCUGCAGUGGAUUUCGUUCAAAACAGCAAUCUAUUCUGGAAUUGGAAAUAGCACUUUUGUGUUUAGUUAAAAUAAAUAAACGCAGAAACAUGUUGAGGGUGCUAGAUUCCGUACUUUUUUUUCACAGCCGAUGCAGAUCAGCUUUGAAUGAAUGAGGCUUUGUGGUGAUGCGUGAUUAUUUCAUUUUGAGCACCAGUGUGCCAGCAUGAAUGUUGCCGGGACGCGUUUGAUCUUGCGCGGAUGAAUUUGACUUGUAUUUAUUGAAUUGCCCCGUGGACCUCCAUUACCUUUAACGUGUGCACGUUUAACGCGUGUGUGUGUGUGUGUGUGUGUGUGUGUGUGUGUGUGUGUGUGUGAGAGAGAGAGAGAGAGAGAGAGAGAGAGAGAGAGAGAGAGAGAGAGAGAGAGAGAGAGAGAGAGAGAGAGAGAGAGAGAGAUUCAUCACUAUCAGAACAUGUCAGAACUUGUAUUUAUUUUCUACCUUUAGAUGCUCACAGUUUAGAAUCACGUAAUGAAAUUGUAUUCAACAUGCUUUUUUUUAUUUAUUUAUAUUUUACGAAGGAUAAAAUGUAAGUGUAAUACUUUGGAAUGUCUUAAGUUGUAAGAAUAGACGAAGGGUUUAUAACACCAAAGAUUACCAGAUAAAAUUAAGAGCCAAUGCAUAAUCUUUAUAUGUAAAUGCUUCCAUCAUUGCUCGGUUGUGUGGCCUUGUAAGCUAAUGGAAAAGUGUUAUUGUUCUGCUUUGGAUUUUUUGUUAUUGUUCUCAAAAAAAAAUUCAAUAACAAAUACUACAUUAGUUAAGGUAUCCUUGAAUUGUGAACAAUAAUUUGUCGUCUUAUGUAUAUCAUCAUUAUUCACGAAAGUAAAGCUCAUGAAACAGAUUAUUCAAAGGAAGCCCGGGAGUCCAAGCACAGAAUCUGAAUAUAAAUCUGCCUGAGUCCUCGGCCGCGGAAGUGCUGUACGGUCAGCAGCAGAAUGUCCUGUGCAGACAGGGUCGUCAGAGAUCUCUUCCUUUGAUCUUUCUUUUCAUCCACAUCUGUGUGGAUGGAGAGAUUACUUUGUUUACACGACUUUAUUUCAUAAAUCUACAAAAUGGAAACACGUGGCUAGAGCAGUGUCACUCAGACCGCACGCGGCUUGGGUCAGCUUGCAGUGCCCCGGUAAGGGAAGAGGACUGGCAGGGUGUUGUUGGUGUGUCACCUUCCGGCACGUCCUUCCUGGUAUUACACUUCCUGAUGUAAUUUUCAGUGUUUAAUUCCCUUAGAUUAUCAGAGAUAGUGUUUUCCAUCGCUCUGAAAGUUUAUCUCUGUCAACACAUGGAGCUUUUUUUGCCAGAUACUCAGCGUACAUCAUUCCAUAUCCUCAUUAUUUCCUCUUCUGGCGUUACAUGUUUCCUUUUCAGUUUGUUUCAUGGUCUAUAUUUUUUUCCCCCUUCUUUGGAUACACUAUAUAUAUAUAUAUAUAUAUAUAUAUAUAUAUAUAUAUAUAUAUAUAUAUAUAUAUAUAUAUAUAUAUAUAUAUAUAUAUAUAUAUAUAUAUAUAUAUAUAUAUUAACCUUACAAUACAAACACUUUCUUUUUUUAUCCUGAAGAGCGCUAAGCGUUACCUAGCAGGUGUUAGGGAGACGCGGUGUAUCCAGGUGCCAAUAUCCAGGGGUAGAUAUUCAAGUGAACUCUGUCUCGUGUGGAGUUACCUGCCUCACUGUCUGUAUCCAGUGGAGUUAAUUGAAGUUACCUUUGUUCUGUGUCAAGUUCGAAGGCUUAAGCUGUCAAUAUUGCGGCAGAUCCAUUCCUGCCAGCCCUUCAGCCUGAGGGGAAUAUGAAGCGGGAUGAAGCGUUGGUCUGAGGCUGCACUAAAACCACGACUGGGGUGGUGAGGCGGCCUGGCAUUACAAAGACCAAGACGAAAAUGGUCUCCUGCAUCAAUACUUCCCUUGCCCUGUGAAAGUGUAGCUUCUCUCUUAUAUUCUGGCGGGCCUGUCAGGGUGUGGGGAUGGCGAGCCAUAACCCGAGUGAGGGACGCCUCCCUGGGGUCUCCCACACUACUGCGGCAAACAAUAACAACGGCUUUGUGGACGCAAUCAGACAAGGCAACCUUACCGUUCUUUUUUUCUUUGGCUCUGUUUCUUUCUUUUUUUUUUAUCCAUUUCCCUGCCUCGCGCCUCCAACCCAUCGUAUGUGUACUUUGCUUUUACAGAAAAUACAAAAUUGUGUAAUAUGUAACUGGCGUAAUUUAAUACCAUUGUUAGAGUAAAAAAAAAUUACAUUCGAAUUACACAGAAUUUCCUCGGGAACUCAGCAUUAUAACUGGCUCUGGCCUUAAGAGAUUCCGGAUUGUUUAUUAAUUAAAUGUAUUUCUUUUGAAGCUUGUUUUGAAGCAUGAGGCAUGAUAAACAAGAUAGUCUUUCGCUCCCAGGAAAAUCACACAGUAGAUCACGGUACAAGUUAAUGUCAACAAAGCGAGAGUGGGAGUGAUUGGGCACAUCCACCAGUCACGUUACUGAAUUGUGAUUAAUUCCGUUUCGGACGCGUGUAUUUUGUAAAACUUUUUUUUUUCUCUCUCUCAAAUUCCAAAUUUAUUCAUGUAGUGCUCCCAGAGUACACGUGUACACCGGCUGGAGAGGAGAGGAGGGGGAGGGUGGAGGUUGGGAAGCACCAGUCCUAGCCAACCAUCCAGUGUACGCAUGUCUGUGUGUGUGAAGAACUGCAAGGGUUCUUACGUCCACUGAUCAAUGAAUGGAUAGAUAGUUAUAUGUGUAUAUAUACGAGUGUGCAUACAUAUAUAAAAUUCAGUGAGUUGCCGAAACCAAAAAUUACUAUAACCACGAAUAUAUGAAAAAUAUAUAUACAUACUGGCCAUAGUCAUUACCUUAUGUUAUAUUGUUCUUAUGUAGGAAGCCAGCUUAAGAUAUCACAUGUAAAUAUGUAUAUAUCUAUAUUUGUUUACGAACAUUGUUGUGACUGUAAAUAAAUUGCUGUACAUG